GGUCUGCAGGCAGCUGGGCUGUGGCUCUGCAGUGAGGCUUUACAGGUCCUCCCUCUCUGGGACUGGGGACAGUGAUGUGUGUCUGACAGGGUAUCAGUGCUCUGGGAGUGAGUCUCAUCUGGUGAACUGUAGUGAUCCACAGAGCCUUAACUGCAUGCCUGGUCCACCAGUGUCCAUAGAGUGUUCCAAGCACAGGUCCAUCAGGCUGGUGGGUGAUGCUGGGGGCUGUGCAGGGAGGCUGGAGGUGCUCCACCAGGGCUCCUGGGGGACAGUGUGUGGAGACUCCUGGGACCCGAAGGAUGCUCAGGUGGUGUGCAGACAGCUCCAGUGUGGGACGGCUCUCCGUAACCCAGUGCCCACCUUCUUUGAUCCAGGAACUGGGCCCAUCUGGCUGGAUGAGGUGGACUGUAAGGGGACUGAAAUGUCUCUGUGGCACUGUCCUUCAGCAUGGUGGGGACAGAAUGGCUGUGUCCGUAAGGAGGAUGUAGGAGUUGUGUGUUCAGAAUAUAAAGAGAUCAGGCUGGCUGACGGCUGCUCUGGGCAGUUGGAGGUUUUCUACAAUGGCACCUGGGGAAAUGUGUGCUUCAAUCAAAUGGACGCAAACACAGCCAACCUGAUAUGUCAGCAUCUCAACUGUGGAAAGAGUGGGACUGUUUCUAACUCAUGGUCUCGACUGAAAGGAGCUCCGAACUGGCUUGAUAACCUGAAAUGUCGCCCACAUGACUCCACACUGUGGCAGUGCCCAUCCUCUAACUGGGGAGACAAUAAAUGUGAUGAAGGUGAAGUGGCUCAGAUCACCUGUGACGGUAUUCCAGCAACAUCAACAACAACAAAAAAAGUUGUACUCCCCAUUCCUUUUGUGGUUUUCCUGGUACUGGGAGCUCUUGUCUUCCUGCUGCUGGUCAUAAUAGCUGUCCAGUUGUACCAGAACAGAGUGCUGAAGAGAGGUACAGAAGUAUACAGCUAGGGGAUGACUUACAUUAAGAAUGAUCUCUCUGAAUGAUUCAUAUUAAGUUUGUGUUACUCUUUGCAUUUUUCAUUGUUGGCUUUAGUAAUAGACAGACAGGGGGUCAGAGGUCAUGUGACACAGAGAAUUAGCCUAUAGCAAUAGCCUAAUU
This is a messenger RNA of Paramormyrops kingsleyae, 1118 nucleotides long. Lineage: Eukaryota; Metazoa; Chordata; Actinopteri; Osteoglossiformes; Mormyridae. The record is from RefSeq and is a predicted model, not a curated record.